This is a messenger RNA of Vigna angularis (adzuki bean), 363 nucleotides long. RefSeq lists its product as uncharacterized. Lineage: Eukaryota; Viridiplantae; Streptophyta; Magnoliopsida; Fabales; Fabaceae. The record is from RefSeq and is a predicted model, not a curated record. The transcript has a single exon. The coding region runs from base 1 to 363 and encodes 120 amino acids.
AUGUCUCUUCUUUGCUUCCAUUCCUUUUUCCGGCAAGUGGCGUCUACGCUACCCUCGCGGUUGCUCAACGCCGUUACGUGGACACUUCUCUUAAUCGUCACCGUGACGGUGGCAUCGGUGGCUCCUGGGGUGACUUUUCUGUUGGCUAUAUCUCCACCUUCAUCCUUCUCAUCCAAACAACCUUGCAACGGCGUCGGUGGUCAGUUUGUGAGAAUUCCUUUGGAUUUUCCCACAGAGAUCGUGUGUUUGCCCCAACAUGCGGUUAUGAGCAGGUCCGACCUAGAUUUCUUCUUGCCAACGUUGUUCGCUGCUUUGGUUGUUGGUGUUUCAACUUGCCUCCUUCGUUCAGUGGCCCCUGUGUGA